GUGCCCACCCCGACAUGGCCGCUUCCUGCAGGAAGAGAAGAUGGAAGGAUUGUUGCCAGGUCGUGAUGAUAAAAGAAUGGAAUAGGACAGACAGCUGCAGUUGCAUUGUCCAGCUAUACUGUUAGGAGGAUUUUUGGCAAAGAAGAGAAGAUACCUCUAAAAUACAGAACACCAGUAUGGAAGCUAAAACCAGUGAAGAUCAUUUGAAAGUCCAGAAAAUGAAGAAGAAAGUAUUGAGGAAGCAAGUCAGAGCUCAGCAUACGUUGAUGAGACAUGAGGGCAUAAAGUGUGUCUCCCAUGUGACACAGAGCCUGGUUAUUGCCAAUGCUGGUCUUGGUAAUGGGAUGAGUAGACAGCAGUUGCUCAGAAUACUAGAAGAAUAUGGAGCAAUGGAAACACUCUUAAUGCCACCAAAUAAACCAUACUCAUUUGUGAAAUACAGAACAACAGAAGAAGCCAAGAAAGCCUUUAAUGCCCUUAAUGGAAAGGAAGUAACAUUGGAAGACUGUGACCAAAACAUUGUUCUAUAUAUUAAUUUUGUGGAAAAAGUUUCCUUGCAAAAUGCUGUUCCUACAAGCUUGCCUCCAGGCUUAGUGGUAAUUGAAAACAUUAUUUCUCCAGAGGAAGAAAGGAGGAUGUUGGAAAGUAUUGACUGGAAAGCAGAUGAAGAUACUCAGAAUGCCCAGAAGACUUUAAAGCAUAGAAGAGUAAAGCAUUUUGGAUAUGAGUUUCGCUAUGAUAAUAAUAAUGUUGAUAAAGACAAACCAUUACCUGGAGGUCUUCCUGAAAUUUGCAACCCAUUCUUGGAGAAGUGCUUAAAGCAGGGAUAUAUCAAACAUAAACCUGAUCAACUGACUGUAAAUCAGUAUGAACCUGGACAAGGAAUUCCUCCUCAUACUGAUACGCAUUCUGCUUUUGAAGAUGAAAUAAUCUCUCUCAGUUUGGGAGCUGAGAUUGUGAUGGAUUUCAAACACCCUGAUGGCCAUACAGUGGCAAUUAUGUUGCCCCGAUGCAGUUUAUUGGUGAUGACUGGAGAAUCCAGAUACCUGUGGACACAUGGGAUCACACCCAGAAAAUAUGAUGUUGUUCAAGCAUCAGAACUUGGGCAAAAGGUUAGAACAAUCACUGCUGAUGUUGAGGAUUUAACAUUAAAUCGAAGGGAAACAAGGACUUCAUUUACAUUCAGGAAAGUGAGGAGAAGCCCUUGCAAUUGCAUUUACCCAUCUGUCUGUGACAGCCAGAAAGGACAGCAGAGACCAGUGCAGCCCUCAUUUCCCCAGAAUGAGAUGGAGGCCUCAAAGCUGGAGCAAGAAUAUGUACACAAGGUGUAUGAAGAGAUUGCCACACACUUCAGCAGUACCAGGCACAGCCCAUGGCCCCGAAUUGUGGAGUUUCUCAGGUCCCUGCCAACAGGGUCAAUAGUGGCUGAUAUUGGUUGUGGCAAUGGGAAGUACCUUGGCAUCAAUGAGGAUUUGUACAUGGUUGGCUGUGAUCGCAGCAAAAACCUGGUGGAUAUUUGUGGAGAAAAGCAUUUCCAGGCGUUUGUCUGUGAUGCCCUGUCAGUGCCAAUCCGCAGCGGUUCCUGUGACGCCUGCAUCUCUAUUGCUGUCAUCCACCACUUCUCCACAGCAGAGCGGAGACUGGCUACUAUCCGGGAACUAGCUCGGCUUCUAAGACCUGGUGGAAAAGCACUCAUUUAUGUCUGGGCAAUGGAACAAGAAUACAAAAACCAGAAGUCUAAAUACCUUAAGGAAAAGAAUGGUAGUAAAAACAAAGACAGAGAAAUGAAUACUGACAUAGCCCAGAGACCACUUAAUGACCAAGGGCCUGAUAACAGCAGCCAAGACUCAGCAUGGUGUGACCAACUCCUUAAUGACUUGAAGGAUGAAAGCUGUGGUGCCAAGCCAGUAGCAGACUUCAGACUGCCUGUUCACACUAACAGAACUUCCUUUCACUCUCAAGAUUUGCUGGUUCCCUGGCACCUGAAAGGUGGUACAAAAAAGAAAGAGGAAAAUGUUGAUACAGUGGUGGUUCCAGGUGGCUCCAAAGAAUUGCAGGAGCUCAGCCCUGUUUUCCACCGCUAUUACCAUGUGUUCUGUGAAGGGGAACUGGAAGCAGUGUGCAGAUCCCUAGAUUGUGUGAGGGUUCAAAAGAGUUACUAUGAUCAGGGGAACUGGUGUGUGAUUCUAGAAAAGUUGUAGCCUGUGAUGCUUUCUCUACUAUCUGUAGAGUUUUCUUUGUUUUUUUACAGUGAAAGACAUUUUGUGAAAGGUAUUUUUAAUGCAGGCUGCAGCUGUUGCCUCUUUUAAAAUAGCAGAAUGAAGAUUGUGCAUUGAGGUAAUAACAGUGGCUAGCUCUGUGUGCAUAUGUUAACAAAACAAUGACCAAACUCAGCUACUACCUCUGCAGUGUUUGCUUUACUUCUCUGAAUUACAGUGAAGAGGAUUGCGUGGGAAAAUACUGCCCAUGCAAAUCACCAAGACCAGUGUUGAGCUUUUAAGACAGAGGGCCUAGUUCUCCCUUCUGUUACACCAUUUUAUAUUGAUGUAGCUGCAGUGUUUUCCCUGCAGUCCACAGCUAAUUGGAGUGGAGCUCUGGGCAGGAACGGCAGAGCUGUUUGCUGUGUAAAAUUGUGGAUGAGGGAGGAGGGAGUGAUUGGCGCAUGAAGCAGUUAAACUGAAGAGUCAAACUGUUGCCUCAAGUUUGGUCUUGCCUGUUUUGGUGUCCGUGAGUGGUGACAGGUCUCUUUCAGUUUGGAAUUUACUCUCUUGGUUGUGGUAAUAAUUAUUUCCUCAAAGGAAACUGAAAAGAUAUUGGGGAUAGCGCAGACACUUUGCUCUUCCUUGACUCUCAAAUACCCACAAGAUUUCUGUAGCUCUUCAUUGCAGUGUUUGUGAAAGCUCCUGUGAGGUGUGAGUUCCAGCCCAGCUGGAACAGCCAGACCAGCUCUGCUACACACCUGCAUUUCAGAGUGCGCAUCUCUGUGCCUGUAGCAUCAGGAGCUGUGGGGGUGGGGUGACACUGAGAUUUCCCAGGGGAAAAAGGGAAAAAUAUUAAAGUGAAGGCAGUAUUGGCACAGGUUUUCUGGUGGGUAUUUUCAACCUCUAAAUGUUGUCAGUGGAGCAAGUUUUGUUUAAUACACUUCAAAAGAGCAAAGGACUUGAGUGGAGGGGAACUGAUGCUGGGCUGACUGACUCAGAGCAGCUCUUUUGGCUGUGGCCUGCAAGGACUAGUGCAAUUUAUUUGAUACAACUCUUGUGCUUCCAAAGGAGUGUGACACCUGGAAUGCAUUUCUGAAGCUAAAAUAAUGGGCUGGCUUUUGUGGGAUGAAUGGCUGUUGGUGCCUCUGGAAACCAGUGCUACUAAACUAUGCUGUUAUAUUGAUUGAUCGCCUGUAAUUGUAGCAAGCUCUACGGUAUUGGCAGGUUGUGGUGCUGUAAAUAAUGGCGUUCAAACCAAGGUGCCCAUCCUAAAUCAUGUGGGGACUUUCAAGGACACCUUGGCUUACUCCUGCUUGCCUCCCAUGUGCAAGUUAAAGGCUGCUGUGCUGGCAGCCUAUUCACAGUCACCAUUUCUCCUAGGCUCCCAUCUUGUAAUGGAGAAAAUCCAAGGGGAACGAGAGCAGUAAGAGAGGAGCUUGCUGCCACCACAAUUCACCUGGCCUGUGCUUUGUGUGCUGUCUGCUUCCAAAGAGCCUUGGGAAAGAAGCUCUCAUUCCUCAGCUGCACAUGUAGCAGCAGCCUUGUCCUAAUGAUUCCUUCCCUUUGGCCAACCAAGGAAACAUGUCUGUAGCAAUGAACCCUCUUGGGCAUGUUCAGGGGCUGAUUUGCACAUAUUCAAUGAAUAUCCCAUAGCUGGAAACGUGUCUUGCAUAAAGGCCUGAGCUGGCUUUAGUACUGGGACACAGUGUUUGGGUGCAAGAACUCACUCCUUUCCCAGCUGGACUGUGGCACCAGAGCUAACCAGUUCUACACGAUGUCAGUGUGUCACUGGUGAGAAAGGGCAGGGAGAGCCUCUGCCUGGUGUCUGUGCAGUGACUAACUCACUAACCUGGGCUCCCUAUUAUUUCUGAUUAUGUGGAUUGCAUUUAUAUAGAAUAAAGGAGGAAGACACAUUUCUGAAGCUCUGUGCCUGCAUGGCCCUGUGUUUGCUGGUGCCAGGACUCCUGCUGAGCACACAGCAGCUGCUGUUGGGUUUCUACAUUGCCUUUAGCUGCAUUUUUAAAAGAAUAUACAGUGUUCUGGCAAGGAACAAUUACUCCUUGAAAGUCCUUCUGAAGUGCUGCCAUAUCAUGACCUUGUGUGACAAAUUAGGAAUCAGUCUGCAGUUGUGCUUGAUUAGGCAAUGUACCCUUGUUCUGACUGAGGAUAGCUCAGAGGUGCUGCCUCCAAAUUCACUGCUGGCUCUGACUGCACACAGGGUUAAGCACUGUUCUAACCUGGGGCUCAAAUGCAUCAAGUAGACAAAUCCAAAAUAAUUAAAUGUGGACUUUAUGUAACACUGAUCUAUUUUUUGCAAGCCCUGUGGCUCCUGUAGAGCUUUCCUGUUUUCCCUCUGUUUCCCUGGCAGAGGCAGCAUUAGGCAGUGUCUGGGGUCACACUUAGCAUUUCUUGCCUUCUGGGCUGAUUGACAUCAUUUAUUGACUGCCAUAUGAAUGAAUAGGUCCCUUUCCCUCUCACCAGGUCUGCAGUGAAGCACCUGGGAUGUCUGAGAGGAGAGUCAAAUUUUAUUGUCAGUCUUUUGGAGACCAUCAGUCUUCCUGCAAGGUAUUCCUUUUAGCUGAGUCAUAGCAGCUUUUCAUGCUGUGACUUGCUUUUCAUCCAUUUCAUGCUGGCUCAGAGCAGAAAGUGUUUUUCUCCCUGUCCUAGGCAGCCCAGAACCUCCUUCCACAACUAGGACCCAUUGGAAUUCAUCACCUAGGGUGAUGAGUUCCAGUGGGUCCUGGUUCUGGAAGGAGGUUCUGGCAUGGGGAGCACCAGGUUGGGCAACACUACUUGGACAGGUAGACUGGGUUGAACAUAAUUCCUUACCAAAGAGGCUUUUCCUGGCAUUUCUGAGGGCUGUGAGCCAGAGGACGAUCCCAGCGGCAUGCUAUCUCUUCAAAGACAAUAGAAAAGUUAAAAGUACUCUGAAAUCCUCUGAGGCCUGGAAAUGUUAUGAAAUAUUUCUUUGGUUAAAGUCAGAGUCUCUUCAGAUGCUCCAAGAGGGAUGAAGUGGUGAAGGAGAAAAUGACAAGGGAGGAGGGCAGGUAAAUGUUAACAAAACAUUGCAGAGAUUUACAACACAGAAUUACAUGCAACCACACCUGCCCUCUGCAGUACUGACUUGCCCCUUUUUACCUCCUGGAAGUGGUAAUGAGAAGAAACUCUUUAAGGUCAAUACUUGGUUUUAAAUGUUACAGAUUUUGUGUUGCACUGUCCUGCCCUGACAAAACAAAGGCUUCAGAGCAUCCCUGGGCUUAAAGCAAAGGACAUUAAGUGAUUUCUUGUUCCAGGGCAGGCAAGAAAUGAAACCUGCAAAACAUGGAGGACUUCAUUUAACUUCAUAGAGAUUCUUCAGACUGAUGUCCUGGUGCAGCCAAGCCCGUGACAAAAACUCCUCCAGACCUCGGAGAGGCUGGAUUUCCCUGGAAGUGUUCAACUUAAGCUUAGCAGGGAGAUGUGUAGGACAGCAGAUGGCAAGGGACAACAUGCUGAUUGCAUUGCUUUGCUGAAUGAGAGCCACAAAAAGCGGAAUGGGGACCACAGCUUCUCUUAAGAGAGCUUGAAGGACUUGCCUUGGCACCAUGAGCAAAAGAUGAACUUUGUAUUCUCAAGAGCCCACCAAAGUCACUCAAUCAUGCGCUUCUUCAGCUGGACAGGGGAGAGAAAAUUUAAUGAAAGGCUCGUGGGUGGGAUAUCAUCAGGGAGAGAUCACUUGCCCAUCACCAUCAUGGGCCAGAGUAGAAAAAGGAGAAGUAAAACUAAAUCUUAAAAACACCUUCUCCCACCCUUCCCUUCUUCCCAGUCUUAAUUUUAUUUCUGAUCCUCUAACAACUCCUUGCAGUGACACAGAGGGAUGGGGAAUAGGGAUUAUGGUCACUUCAUCACAUGUUUCUGCAGCUGCUUCCUGUUCUCAUACCAGGAUUAGGAAUCAUCUUCCUCUCACAGAAGCAUUAUGAAUAUGAAACUUCUAAUCAUGUAAGUACAAAUACAGAUGUCAGACAUUCUCUGUAUAAAGUGAACGUCAGUGAGCACGUUUGGGGAACUGUGUGCCAGAAAUAAAUGUCAUGCAGCUGUCACUGCAUACAGCAAAUGUUCUGAGUUUUGCAAACUAUUCCCCUAGCAGCACUAGGUGGAUGGGGAGCCUUCCCAAACACUUAAAUUAUGAGAGAUUUAGAGUGAUACCAUUUUCCAUACAUAACAAAAUUUUCAUGUUUACCAGAAUCUAAAAAACCUUUUAGUUUUAGAAUUCCAGUUCUGUUACACUUGUAAAUAUCACAGAAACACUUCCCACUUGCAAAGUGAAAAUGAUAAUGAAAUGAUAAAUGAAAAUACUAAAGAAGAUCAAUAGCUACUGUCUCCAGCAUGCUUUGUUUUGUGUAUUCUUCUUGCUGCUACAAUUAAGGAUUUCUUGUCAUUAUCACUUUGUGUGUCACUAUGGUUUUCUAUAAUUUAUUGUGGAGAAAAGAGGGAAAGACAUUUCAUUCGUUAUUACAAAUCUCUUUUAGGUGUGUUAAUGUGCUUUAUAUGAAGUGAUUAUGCUGACAACAUCAGCUUUUGGACCGUAACUUUUUAUGCAGAUAACUUGCUCUGCCUUAACUAGUAUAUGUCCUCUUGGGGCAGAAUCGGAAUUGCAUUGCUUUGUCUAAACUUUCUGAAAGACCAUGCCUGACAUCUCAAGUGGCUGCAAAUGAAACAUUUUCCUUCUCUCACCUGCCUCCUUAACAGGUAUUUGCUAUGGAGCUGAAGAAUGCAGACAGCAUGUUCUUGUGUCUGAUGGUGCUCCCAUCCACAAAUUUCCUGGCCAAGCUACCUCACUGAACUGUAAAAGACACCUGUGUUGAAGUCUGCAACUCAGGUCAACAGCAAGACCCUGGAUUGUUUUUAUCUGUCUGACAUAAUUUUGUACAGUAUUGCUGUCACAUUUCUACACUUGCAGCAAGCCACCACUGGUGUGCAAAUACUGUAAAAUUCUCAGAAACUUUGCCAGUAUUGUAAGCUAUUUUAAAGGUAUCCUUGUUUAAAUUGGAUCAGGGACACGGAGAGAGUGCUCUGACAUGAAACUCUUCUCUACCCCUUAAGCAGCCUAUGCUUAUACUUUACCAUAGCAAAACAGCAACCAAUGACAGCAGUACUUUUUCCUUUGAUUUUAUGAAAGUGGUAGCAGAAAAUUCUAAUUCACAAGCAAAUAAGGUGGAGAGAUAUGUCAGUGCAAUAUGAGUAAUUAAUUUUCUCCCUGCAAUGCAGAAAUGCUCCGUAUUAUUACUUUAACAUGACAAGCUUGCUUUUGUUAAAAACUGAUGCACUCUAUCUGAAAAAAGAAUAAAAAAGAAAACCA
Molecule: messenger RNA, 7539 nt
Organism: Melospiza georgiana
Lineage: Eukaryota; Metazoa; Chordata; Aves; Passeriformes; Passerellidae
Gene: ALKBH8
Product: alkB homolog 8, tRNA methyltransferase
Exons: 13
Coding region: 177-2201 (674 amino acids)
Biological process (GO): tRNA wobble uridine modification
Cellular component (GO): cytoplasm; nucleus
Molecular function (GO): tRNA binding; S-adenosylmethionine-dependent methyltransferase activity
Source: RefSeq, a predicted model, not a curated record